This is a messenger RNA of Phycodurus eques (leafy seadragon), 5921 nucleotides long. It is a transcript of the gene loxl4, whose product is annotated as lysyl oxidase-like 4. Gene Ontology annotation, cellular component: membrane. The transcript is spliced from 15 exons. Gene Ontology annotation, molecular function: protein-lysine 6-oxidase activity; copper ion binding. Gene Ontology annotation, biological process: peptidyl-lysine oxidation. The record is from RefSeq and is a predicted model, not a curated record. Bases 79 to 2502 code for a protein of 807 amino acids. Lineage: Eukaryota; Metazoa; Chordata; Actinopteri; Syngnathiformes; Syngnathidae.
CACUCCUUCACUCAAGACGUCCACGACUGCACACGCACACACUUUUCUGCUUGACAGACGCCCUCCUCUCCCGUCACAAUGUCCCUCGCCAUCUGCUCCAGCUGCUUGCUGUUCCUCUUCUUGGUGUCCCUCUCUGCUGGCGAGCCGAGGCGCACCGUUUCCGGUCAGCGCAGGGCGGCGCGCGCACCUGCCGCCAAGGUGCGUCUGGCGGGAAACUUUGCGCGGGAGCCUCAUGAGGGUCGCGUGGAGGUGCUGCACAACAACACGUGGGGCACCGUGUGCGACGACGAAGUGGACAUUAACCUGGCCAACGUGGUGUGUCGAGAGCUGGGCUUCCAGGGUGGCGUCACGUGGGCGCACAGCGCCAAUUAUGGAGAAGGACAGGGGCCCAUAUGGAUGGACAAUGUUGGAUGCAACGGUUCUGAGAAGUCCCUGAAGGACUGCAAGCACAACGGCUGGGGGGUGAACGACUGUAAACACUCUGAAGACAUGGGGGUGGUGUGCACCGCGGAGCACAGGCGGGAGCAGAGGACCAGCACCCGAGACCACAGCAACGCCAUCAGCUCCAAUGGGAAUCCCUCGCCCCAGUGGCAAGGCCUCGUGGCCACCCGCAGGCACUCUGGAUACGGCUAUUAUGCGAAUGGACAUCCAUACGAAGUCCCCAGGAUCCAGAGGCAGCAACUUUACCAGGGUCACAGUAAAGUCCGAAUCGAGGAGGUGCGCCUGAGGCCCAUCCUCAUGUCGACCAAGAAGAAGAGCUUGGUGACCGAAGGCGUGAUAGAAGUGAAGCACGCGGGCAGAUGGAGGCAGGUCUGCGAUAUGGGCUGGAGUUUGAACAGCAGCAGAGUGGUGUGCGGGAUGCUCGGCUUUCCUGACGCCGCGCAGCCCGUCCUCAAAAUGUACAAGAAAAUAUGGGACACCAAGGUGGCAGAUCCUUCAACAAGGCUGAGCCUCAUGGCCAAGAAGAAGGGCUUCUGGGUCGAGAAGGUCAACUGUCUGGGCACUGAGAACACAUUGUCCGAGUGCCACGGUCAGCUGUCAAUCCCCCGUAGCCCCGCCCCCUGUAAGAACGGGCGGCACGCUGUGGUCAAAUGUGUUCCAGGCCCUCAGUUUUCCAGGAUUUCCUCGGGAAGACCUCAAGCCCCGUACCCAGUCGUGCCGGUGCGUCUGAAGGCCGGGCCCAGGCUUGGCGAGGGUCGCGUGGAGGUACUCCGAGACGGAAAAUGGGGGACGAUCGUGGACCACAUGUGGGAGAGGACCGCGGCCAGCGUGGUGUGCAGAGAGCUGGGCUUCGGUACAGCCAAGGAUGCGCUGCAAGGCGCCUAUAUGGGUCAAGGUACUGGACCCAUCCACAUGAACAGUGUGCAGUGUAUGGGGACGGAGCGCUCCAUUCUCGACUGCUUCUUCCAGGAGGUUCAACCGUGGACGUUCAAACACAGCCAAGAUGCUUCAGUGCGCUGUAACAUCCCUAAAACCGGCACCGAGUACACAGUGCGUCUAGCUGGUGGCAGGGUUCCCUCAGAGGGCCGAGUAGAGGUGCUGAUGGAAGUGGGCAGCCGAAAGCGUUGGGGUUCGGUCUGCAGUGAGAACUGGGGUAUCAACGAGGCCAUGGUGGUGUGCAGACAGCUGGGUCUGGGAUUUGCUGCGAGUGCACAUCAGGACACCUGGUACUGGUCCAGCGACCCAAAUGCAGCCGAGUUGAUCCUCAGCGGAACUCACUGCGUCGGCACCGAGUUCUCAAUUCAGCAGUGUCGCCGUAACAACCACAUGCACUGUCCACGAGGGGGGGGACCUAAGGCGGCCGGGGUCACCUGCUCAGAGACGGCUCCCGACCUCGUUCUGGAUGCCCAGUUAGUCCAGGAUACGGCCUACCUGGAAGACCGGCCGCUCCACUUGCUGAGCUGUGCCAAUGAGGAGAACUGUCUGUCCUCCUCCGCCGCCCGGAUGAACUGGCCCUACGGCCACAGACGCCUGCUGCGCUUCUCUUCGCGCAUCAUGAACCUGGGACGCUCCGAUUUUCGACCCAAAGCGACGAGGGAGAGCUGGACGUGGCACCAGUGUCACAGGCAUUACCACAGCAUUGAGGUGUUCACACAUUAUGACCUUCUGACACUCAAUGGCACCAGGGUUGCAGAGGGACAUAAGGCCAGUUUCUGUCUGGAGGACACCUUUUGCCCCGACGGUGCUCAAAAGCGCUUUUCCUGUUACAACAUGGGCGAUCAGGGUAUCUCUGUGGGUUGCUGGGAUACAUACCGGCACGAUAUUGACUGUCAGUGGGUUGAUGUGACGGACGUGCGGCCUGGAGAUUACAUCUUUCAGGUGGAAGUCAAUCCCUCAAUGGACAUGGCCGAGUCGGACUUCAUGAACAACGUCAUGCGGUGUCGCUGCAAGUACGACGGCCACAGAGCUUUUAUGUACGGAUGUCACGCAGGAGACGCAUACAGUGCAGAGACCGAAGACCUAUUCGAGCACCAGAGGCAAAUAACAAACAACUUUGUGUAGAGCAUCCUGACACAAAAGCCUUCUGGGCGCUCCUCGAAGUGGGCAGAGGCUGGUGGCUCCAAGGCCCUCGGGAAGCUUAGCACCCACAACAACAAAGAACAGCAAUCUGUUUGGCAGCGGAUCAAAUGUCACACAAAUGAGACUCAACUAGACCGGCCAACGACAACAGCGGCACACGCAGCUUUUGGCUAGCAUUACUCUAGUUAAGUAUGUUAAUACCACAUACUCAUUUAUUUAAAAAAAAAAGGUCAAUGUGGACUACUACGAUGUUUCAAAACAUAAAAACACAUGGAAUAUUAUUGAAUCUGUCGUUAAGACAGUGGAGGAGUACUUGGUAAAGCUUGUACCCAAUCUGAUAUUUAUAUAAAAUUGUUUUUAAAAAUCAAUCAGGAGGCAUUGUAGAAACACUUAUUGGAUCAGCUGUUCUUAUGAAAAAUGCUUUGGAAUUUUAGGUCAAUAUCACAAACAAUGCUGGACUGUCCAACUUAUUUUUUUAUUUUAUUUUUUUUACAGUGAAUUAGGUCAUUUCUGAUUUAUUUCCUUGGCUAUUACAAAAACAAUUGUUAUCAUCUCAACCAUGUGACAAGAUUUAGUAAUAGGUUUAUGUAACAAAGCACUUUAUCUUUUUUACAACGGUAUUCUUGGAAUCUUCAAUUAGCUAUCGACCUAUUCAGAAUAUACAGUAUAUGCUUUAUAGUUUUUUAUUUUUAUUUUAAACAUUUAUUACAGUGAAAUAUAAGGUUGGUGUUUUCAUAUGCACAUGUACUAUUUAUACUGAUAUUUAAUUUAUUCAUAGGGUUCACACAACAUAUUCAAUAAGAGGUUUGUUGUCUAGAGUUUUUCUUUUCCCAUUUUUCCUUUCCAUCAUAGCUUGGGGACAUUUUACAAGAUACAGAUGAAUUAUUCUAUUUUCAAUGUGGUUAUUAAAAUGCAACUGUAAGGAUUUUCUCUCCCAGAUUUUUGGAUGGGAGGGAACACCAGUGUGACAACCACAUGUUGGUGGCAGGCAUGCCAGCAGGCUUUGAGAGUUAUAUAAAUAUAUGUUAAAAAAAAAAAAAAAAAAAAAAGCCUUUUAAUUAUGUCUGUUUGGGUUAGUUUUAAGGUUAGGGUUAAGACUAUAUAGUGUGUACUUUUAUGCACACUGGAACCGCUGCCUAUAGAAUUAUAGAAAGACUGCUUUUUUGUAAAUGUCUCAUGCGAGACAACCAGCUGAAAGAUUUGAUUUAGAGGGAGAUGAUUAAGUUUUUAGAAAUAUACAGGCAGAUAUACAUUUUUUAUUACCAGAGUAGCCUUUUCGAAGGCAGGCCACAAACUGACACUGAUACUCACCGAUAAGAGAAUAACAUGCUUUCCUGAGAGACAAACAUCGACAUGGUCCACAGGUUUCUUAUUUUUGUGAACAUCUGCCGAGCUAAACCAUCACUAAACUCACUUUCCGUUUUUGCUGAUCUUUUAUUAGGGAUACACUGAAAAAAAAAAGUUUUAAUUUUACAAUUGUUUUUAAAAAUCCUAGUAAUAUGAGAAAAGACAAUUUUGUGAGGAAAGUUAUUUUUUCAAGAAAAAAAAGUAAAUUGUAAGAAAAUAAAAUUAAUUUCUUGGGAUAAAGGUGAAAUUUUACAAAAGAUACUACAAUGAGAAUCGAAUCGUAAUAUUAGUCAAGUUUUUAUAAAACCGUUAUUUUACAAGGAGAAAGUCCUAAUAUUUGAAGAAAAAAAGAAUAAUUUUACAAGAGUAGUCAUGCCAUUUAAAAUAAUCUAAUCUGUUUCUGUUAAUCUGUUUUACAAAACAAGUCAUAGUUUUUAGAAAAUUCAGUCGUAAAACUAUGAGGGGAAAAAUUUGAUUGAUUUUCCAAGACUAUAGUAACAAUAUUAUGAGAGCAUUUUUCUCGACUAAAGACGCAAUUUUGCGAGGAAAAAAAGAUAAAAAUUGCAACAUUGUGAGAAAAAGUCAAAAUUCUACAAGAAAAGAAAAAUCAUUACAAAAUUAAGUUUAAAUUUUUUUUUUUAAUAUAAAAAGGUGUAAUAUGAGGACGACUGGUGAGAGCAUCUGCCUCACAGUUCUGAGGACCGGGGUUCAAAUCCCGCCCCUCCUGUGUGGAGUUUGCAUAUUCUCCCCGUGCCUGCGUGGGUUUUCUCCGGGCACUCCGCUUUCCUCCCACAUCCCAAAAACAUGUAUGUUAACUGCAGACUCUAAAUUGCCCGUAGGCAUGAAUGCGAGUGAGAAUGGUUAUUUGUUUAUAUGUGCCCUGUGAUUGGCUGGCAACCGGUUCAGGGUGUACCCCACCUCCUGCCCGAUGAUAGCUGGGAUAGGCUCCAACCCUCCCGCGACCCUUGUGAGGAUAAGCGGCUCAGAAAAUGAAUGAAUAAAUGGAUGGUGUAAUAUGAGAAAAGUCAUAAUUUUACAGAAAAAAAUAUAUUUUAAAAGAAAAAAGACAUUAUUAUGAAAAUAAAAUUGGUUGCUGCUUUCAGAUUGUCAUGUUUAGGUUCAUGACAUGACAUUCACACAUUAAAACUACUGACUUUUUUUCUUGAAAAUACACAACUCAUUUCUUGUAAUGCUUCAAUAUUUUUGUUCGUUUCAGCGUGGCCCUAAUACUAGUUUUUACUCUUAAGCCUUAACAGUCAUUCAACUGCAUUUUAUUUGCAUAACAGAAUGUUUUUGUUGUGUUUAGCUUAUUGCAUAUUAACCGUGGAACUUGUUCUAAGCAAUAUUUUCACGAGGAAAUUGUAUGAAAUAAAAACCCAUUGUCAAACUACAAAUACAACAAAGAUAUAAACAGAACACGUAUUCUCAUUCCAAUACUUUUCAUACAAAAUCCUACUAAUUUAUUACAAAAGCUGGCUUUAUUAGGACUCAUACUAUAAACCGAACUAAUUUACUUUUGAUCAAUUGACUUUUUUGUUAGUUUUCUAAAAUAGCCUUUAAUUUGCUUGCAUUUCAAAAUCAACAGCAUUACACCAAAUACAAAAAAAUAGCAGACUUGAAAGGAGUGUUUGCUUUCGCUUUGCGGUUAUGUACAAUUGCCAUGUUUAUAGUCUAUGUGUUAUUUAAAAUUGUAUGCAGUUCCGUAGAGACCGUGGGUUAAUGUUCUCCAUAUUACUCUUAUGUGCCCCUCCUAUAAGUGUAGCAUGCCUAUGGCCAGUGAGAGUGUGAGCCACACGGUGCUUCUUUAUAAUCUUAUUCAUCGAAAGCUGAGCUCUCAGGGACUUAGACCUCAUUUAACAUGUGUCCAUGUGGUUGGUUGCUUUUUGCUGUGAUGCACACACACACAAUUCUCCCCAUCUGUACCCUGCCUUUUAUUUCUCUGGUACAAAUGUAUGGAAGUGAUCAUUGCCUUUGUGCUCGAAAAAAAUGGGGGAUUAAUGUGGAUAAACACUGGCUGAGUCAUUUCAAAUCACCAUUCAUCCAAAUCAUGACUG